Aspergillus steynii IBT 23096 is the source of this 942-nucleotide messenger RNA. RefSeq names its product purine and uridine phosphorylase. Gene Ontology annotation, biological process: nucleoside metabolic process. The transcript has a single exon. NCBI's taxonomy places the organism in Eukaryota, Fungi, Ascomycota, Eurotiomycetes, Eurotiales, Aspergillaceae. The coding region runs from base 1 to 942 and encodes 313 amino acids. Gene Ontology annotation, molecular function: catalytic activity. The record is from RefSeq and is a predicted model, not a curated record.
AUGGAAGCCGGAGAAACCUUCGAUCAGUACAAGAUUGGGUGGAUUUGCGCUCUGCAAGAGGAGUAUGAAGCCGCAUGCCGCAUGCUCGACGAAGAGUUCGACGGUCCAGAGCUGGCGGAAGACAAUGACAUCAAUACAUAUGCGUUCGGGUGUAUAGGACAACACAAAGUCGCUAUUGUCUGUCUUCCCGCUCGUCGAUAUGGAACUUGUUCGGCAGCCCGCGUUGGUCGAGACUUGUUUCGAACAUUCCCUAACCUGCGCUAUACAUUGAUGGUUGGCAUUGGAGGCGGCGCGCCGACUAUGGAAAAUGAUGUUCGACUUGGCGAUGUCGUUGUCAGCUCGCCACGAGAUGGAUUUGAGAGCGUGAUUCACCAUGACGCCGGCAUAAUGUUGCAUGGCGGUCGGUUUCAAAGAACGGGGAAGUUGAAUGCGCCACCCCAGCAGCUCUUUCGUGUUGCUUUGGAGAUGAAAAGACUAUACGACAAUCCGUUGAACCCGGACAGCAUCUUGGAGCACAUCGGACGUAUGGAUGACAUGCCAGAAUUCGGCCGACCAGAACUCGAUCGGCUAUACAGAGCUGACUACCUGCAUGUCUCUAGCAAAAAGACAUGCAAGUUAUGUGACCCUAAGCAAGCGGUUGAGCGCCCUGCACGUCAUACGAGUCGCAUUACAACGGUCCACCACGGGGCUAUUGCAUCCGGGGACUCUGUGAUGAAGUGCCCUGCAAUUCGUGAUGAGUUUGCAAAUGAUCCGGGUCUUAACAUUCUGUGUUUCGAGAUGGAAGCGGCAGGGUUGAUGAACGAUCUUAAAUGCCUUGCCAUCCGCGGAAUUUGUGACUAUUGUGAUUCGCACAAGAAUGACGAUUGGCAUAAUUAUGCCGCGUUGACAGCUGCAGCAUAUGCAAGAGAGCUGUUGCUUCUCUUGAAGCCUGAAAGCGUUUAA